GACAGAAUUUCAUUGCCCUUUAACUUUAUACCAUUCUAUUGUGUACUUGAUAUCACUUGUUAGUCACAUGACUAAUGUGCUGUAUAUCACAUGACUGUCAGGUGACCUAUGAGAUCGAGGGGUUCAUAGAGAAGAACAGGGACUCUCUGCCGGAACCUGUGGCCGACGCUCUUCGAUUCACUUCCCUCCAACUCCUCGGGAUCCUCUUCACAACCAGUGGAGGAGGAGGAGGAGAAGGAGGAGGAGGAGGAAGGAGCAGAGGGGACCAGCUUCGCAAGAGCUUCCUCAGAAAGAGUCAGCGCUCGGUGAUGCGGGCCAUGUCCCAGCGUCGCAGGAAGAUGUCCAACUCGCCGAAGAAGAGACAGAGAGCCAACCAUCACAAGAAGCUGCUGACAGUGAGCGCACACUUCAGAGAAAGUCUCGACCUCCUCAUGGAGAGGCUUUUUGCUGCUUCUCCUCACUUUGUCAGGUGUAUAAAGCCAAACCUCCAGAAGAAGCCGCUGCAAUUUGAAUCUGAAUUCGUCCUUCGCCAACUGAGGUAAUAUUGUUAGUCCUGUUCUCUCUCUCUCUCUCUCUCUCUCUCUCUCUCUCUCUUUCUCUCUCUCUCUCUCUCUCUCUCUCUCUCUUGUACAUAGCUACUAUACUGCAGUAUGAUUUAAUCCACUAAGUAGACUACAUAGUAUACUCUGGAAAUGAUGGAAGAUUGGAAAAUAUUUACUGUUGGAAUCCACAUACUUAUUAUGUAUGUGUGCUACAGGUAUACUGGGAUGUUGGAAGCAGUGAGAGUGAGGAGAGAAGGCUACUCUUACAGACCUUUCUUCUCCGACUUUGUCAGCAGCUACAGAUCCGUCGCCUACUGCUUCACUGACGAGGACGUUAAGUUGACGGAGGGGGCGUGUCAGGUGAUCCUGGAUAAAGCCGGUCUGACCGGUUGGCGACUGGCUCGCAGCCGGGUCUUCCUGCGCUACUACCAUGAGCAGAGACUCCAGCUGCUCCUGAAAGCAAUGGAGGACAGUGCAACUCUCGUCCAGAAGAUAUAUCGUGGCUACAGAGCCAGGAAAAUGUUCAAGCCACUGAAGGAGAAGGGUAGACUCCAGACGACGCAGGUGGCCAGCCUUUUGUCUCAAAUUGCCUCACACGGACAGAUCCACCAGCCUUUACUUAAAGCCCUGGAUCGAACCGACAUCCUAGAAGCCCCCAAUCGCUUCAAGAACCGUCAGAAAGAGACGGCCCCUCCUCGUACCGAAGUAGGUCCGUCCUCGACCGACUACGACGGACUGUCAACCAUGCAGAGAAAAGCCAAAAAGGCGCAGAAGUUUGGAGUGAAGGUUGGAGCUGUGUUAGGUGGAGCUGAUGCUCUCCAGCUUGCUCUGAAGAGGCAGAACUCGCCGGGAAAUAACCGCAGCAGACCCCCUUCAGCAAUCGAGAACUCUUCCAGGCCCCCCUCGGAAAUUUUGGUUCCCUCGAGACCUCCCUCGGAAAUCGAGGGGUCCAGACCCCCGUCUGUGUUUGAGCCAACUCUUGAGAAUGACAUUUCGCGACCCCCGCCUCCGAAAUAUCCACCGCCCCGCUCGAAAAAGGCUCCUCCCCAACCCCCUGGUUCGUCAGAGGACGAGUCGCGUCGCUCUGGCUCAGGCUCACUCACAGACGGCUCUCCCUCCUCCUCCCCCGCCCACGUCAGUAGUGCCACGGGAUCUAGAGAGGGCAGCCCGGCAGAAAUCACAAAUAGAGUCUCCCACAAGAAGCGGCCACCGCCUCGCACGGCAGCAAAACCAACUUCUCCGAGGAGAAACCGCCGGGUGCUAGAUCCGUCAUCAUCAUCAUCCUCUCGACCCAUAAACAUCUCCGUCAUUCCUAACCACACGACAUCACCGUCUGUACCAUCAUCUCCAGUGACAUCAUCAUCAGUGCGUUCAUUGUCUGUGACAUCAUCAUCAGCGACAUCAUCAUCAGUAAUGGCUGCCAAUGAUGGCCGAUCCCCUGGUGCUGCCAAUUCAUCCGAUGUCGAACCCCGAAGACUGAGUGAGAGCAUUUUGCUCAGUUCUUCUGAGAUGAAAAUGGAUACCCCAUUACCCCGGGGUAAGAGACCUAUCGGUGGAGUAAAAUCCCUCCCGACCGACAAAGAUUCAUCCAACAAGAGAGAAGCAGCCCUACAACUGAUAUCGUCGAAUUUGGAAUCUCUUCCAAAUGGUCGGACGCCGCACUUGAAGAAUGGCACCCAGUCAAGUCACACUCCUCACAGCAGCACCAGAGGUCAGGAAAACACUCGUGGAAACACUUCAACCCCAGCUAGUAGCGGCACAGACACAUCACUGCGAAGGAGGCUACUUGUAACUAACUCUGAGGGCGAAUCAACACUGGACUUUGCCCAUGUGGGUGGAUCCAGCAGUGGGAGGGGCGAGGCUCACAUCCGCUAUAUCUCAAGUUCGGUCCCAGAUCUCUUGGAAGAUCCCCCGACACUAACCGGCCCGUCCGCUCUACUGCUUGGAGCUCCACCCAUUGGAAUUGAAGCUGGGAGAGCGAGGGGACUGGCUUCUUCGAGCAACGUCUUGUACGACAGUGUUACAACGAUGGAUCAUUGCGGGGGCGUAGGGGUGAUGGGAGAGGGUGGAAGUGGGUUUACGUCGCGGAGUACUAGUCAGUAUUCUGAUAUGAGUGCCGUCAGUGGUGGGAGUGCAGUGGACACGCCUCCUCCACAGGCCGACAAGAGAAAACACAAGCCUUGGUUUGGCUUCAAACGAAGCAGCAGAAAGAAAUCAUCCAGCAGCAACGAAAGUGACAUGCCACUAUCUCCCGGAGGAGGACGGAGAGAGAGCGAUACAAGUGUUCUGGGUUUCUAUCCUGGCCUCUCCUACAACAGUGCCGUGGAAAUGGUAUCAGGCCAGCCGAGAGGGACUUAUGUGCUGUUCAAAGAAGAACUGCAGGAGUACAGCGGUGUCUCAAGUGUCUAUAAGCUGGGGGUGUCCUCAGGAAGGGAGGUGAAGAUGUUCCCAAUCCUGUGCACGUGUGGACAGUACCAGCUGGUGAACGGUGCUCCCCAGAUACACCCUCCUCACACCUCACUCAAGAGCCUCGUCAACCAUUACAAGGUCUCUGAACUGGACGACAGUAUCACACUAACACAGCCUCGGCUAGUUGCAGGGAUCACUGUGAGCCUGGCUCCCAGCAGACAGCCCCAGAUGGCCAAGAAAAGAGGACGCAAGAAGAACUGAGACCCACUCACUCUGUGUCACCACUUUGACCGUGCACUAUACUCCAUCACAUUCAUACUCCACCACAUUUAUACUCCAUCACACUCUCUCCUUUAUUUCUUUGACUUAUGUUGAGUGUUUGUGUGUAACACGUGCACUAGCUCACCAUCUUUUCGAGUUAGCUGCAAAAAGACACUCUUGAACUGUUCAUAGUCAUCAUUGUUAUGGUCCAUUGAUUUUAUACUUGCAUUAAAUAGUCUGUUUUUAACUCUUUC
This is a messenger RNA of Geodia barretti, 3466 nucleotides long. The record is from the annotation of a GenBank genome assembly. Lineage: Eukaryota; Metazoa; Porifera; Demospongiae; Tetractinellida; Geodiidae.